This is a messenger RNA of Guyanagaster necrorhizus, 4540 nucleotides long. RefSeq lists its product as uncharacterized. The record is from RefSeq and is a predicted model, not a curated record. The coding region runs from base 465 to 4328 and encodes 1287 amino acids. The transcript has 8 exons. NCBI's taxonomy places the organism in Eukaryota, Fungi, Basidiomycota, Agaricomycetes, Agaricales, Physalacriaceae.
UGAUCCUCGUCGGUAUUGGACUUGAGGAUAUGGAUCUCGUUAUAUCGACGACGCAGUAUUUAUGGUCUUGCUUGGGCGAUAAUAUACUUCUUGGCUCUCCUUCAUCUUUCGAGCCUUCCGGCGGGCAAGGUUACGGUGAAGAAUCAGGAACAGCAAAGACAAAGGAAACACGCUAGGUAUGCCCAAACAAAGGCCUUCAGCUUGAGCCUCAGACAUAAGGAAGACAUACAGAAGACAUACAGUUGGUAGUGGAAGGGCCGAAUUGGGAUUUAUGACAUUGCCACGUUCCGGCGCGUCUUGAGCUUCGAACCUGCUUCAGUACACGCCUGUCCCGUCUCCCUUCCAGUACUUCACGAACAGCACCCCCUCACAGACAGUCACAGUCUUUUCCUCUGACGACGACAGUCCCGCUCUCUUGGACGUCUCCCAGCACUGUUCGCGACCGACAAACGCUAGGAGACACAAUGCAGCUAGGAGCGAAGGAAAGCAGCGAGGUACACGCUCUGAAUGCUACGAAAAACGAUACGCCAAGGCGUUCUUCGCCGCAGGUAUAUCUGGACCAAGACAUAAUGAGUGGAAGUAGUCGAGUUUUCGUGAGAAUGUCUGCAUCAGAUGCAUGGAUGCCUGCAUCAUUACAAAAUAACGCAAGCGAAAUAUCUACUGACACGUUGACCGACUCGGCUGACAAUGACUCCGGGCGUUUUCCCAAUGCCUUCACACCACUUCACCUUUCCGCCGAGCUUAAAGCUGGGAGCCUACCGCAUCUCGUUGCCCCAGAUGGAUCCAAUGAACAUCUCAAGGCACUCCCAGAAUGCACUAGCCCCGAAACUCUUAAACUGGCAUCAUCGAUAGCAGAAAUCAAGAUCGCCGACACGACUCUCUCCAGCAUUUAUACCCAGUCUGCUGCGAUACAUGCUUCAUCUGCUACAUGCCAAUCCAGUGUCUCCUGUAGGGCUGAAAAAUCUCCCGCUAAACAUUACGUUCAGCUGCCUAUCUUGUCGUCCUAUGCCGACGCGACCAAUUUUGCCGCUCGCUUUCCGGACCUAGCAUCCGAAGUCUUGUCGCGUCCCCUGAAAACAGCUGUGACCUCAGGCUUUGCAAACGUAGAAGUAUCCGCCAAAGAGACUAGGCAGCCGAAGAUGCCCGAGCACACUGCCGAUCGUCCCAACUGGGCUCUAGCACCAGAAGAGAUGCCUGAGUCGAACGAUAGCGCUAGACCAGGAAAUUCCAGUAUAGGACCUGACGCGAUGGACGUUGAAGCAACUGCCGAUAUCUGCCUCCCAAGGUCCAGACGGACAAAGGUUUCCGUUCGGGCGUCAGUGCCUGGUGACAUAGGAUCCAGCUCCUCCAAUCUGGAAUCUCUCGAGCAGUCGAGAAAUAAGCCGGGAGUUUCUGGUAGGCGAAACUCUCUCCGUCGAGGGCCUCAGACGAAGGAUACCGUUUCUCGUCGCCAGGCACCAAUGAUAAAGGCUGCGAAUUCUCACAUCCGUUUUGGUGGCAUGCGUGGUUUUGGUGAUAAGCAAGGAAACUCUACAGACCAUCCUUCGCACACUGCAUCCUUACCUGUUGAUUGGACAUCAAAUAUUUCUCCUGACACGUUACCAGAGGCUUCGAAUGCACCGAAACAUCUUGGCUGCGAAGAAGUAUGGCCUUCUUGUCGCACGUGGGACAUCAUUGAUGAUAGGUCUCCAAGGCCCAAAUUUGACAACGAAUGGGACAAUUCGUCGGUGGAGGCUUCCUUGGAUAGUACAAGAAAAAUAGUGGAAUUCCCUAACUCACAGCAGACGCCACAAAUCGAUAGGUGGAGCCGCCCGGUAGUGCAGGCUUCUUGGGACUACCCCUCAUUGGUGCGUCCAGAGGUGGCACUAAGACCACAAAACUCCUCGUACCGUCCAUUUGAGCCUUCCCAACAACCUCCAAUAGAGUCGGUGCAGAGUAGUGGUUCAAAACAGCCGCAGACACACCCACUUGUUGGAUGGAUGCCUCCCAGCGACAUCAAAGGCGGGAUUUCAUCGUGUCACCAUGCCGAACAUUCCAUAAGUCUCCAGUCUUGUCCGCAGUCUGAUUGUGCCAAUGAAUGUCAUACAUCUCUACCGUUGAGACGGAUAUUGCCUGGUGACGUUGGACAUGCUUCUACGGUUAUGGACAAUCAUCUCAACGAUAUUUCAAUCCUUACUUCCCCUCUAACUACACCAUCUGCCAGGAAGUCUUUUGUCAGAGAGACAAUCAUCAAAGCAGAGCAGCGGUCGGAGUCUCCUGUAGACGUUGUCAAGACUAGAUUGUUCACCCAGUCCGUCCCGCUCACUCCACGAAUGGUUUUGUUCGGAGCUGAUUCGUGGAAUUCGGCGGCACCAUAUGAAGUGCUUGGAACCAGUAGAGGAGAGAGAGGGGCGGCUCGGAAGGAGCCUUCCGUAUGGUACACUGCGCAGACUGAGAUGCCAAAGGUCACCCCAGUCACGAUUAAUAACAAAUUUCCUGUGAAAUCGGAAGGGAAUUCGACGCCACUUGACGACGUUGUCCCUCUUGCCGCAUGCCCCUCACCCACGCUCGGCGAUUCGGUAUACCAAUCAAGGGAGUCUCAUGUUAGUGCAACAACCCCCGCCACUAGAACUUUAAGGCGCGUACCAGAACCAGAAGUGGAGCCCCGUGUUGAUGAGACAAGGCGUCUCCACAUCCUUAAACCCAAAGAGCAAACCAUUCAGUCACGACCUGUUGCGUCGCGAUCUGAUUUGACGCCUAGCAAGGAAAAGAAACAGCAAUGCUCCCUAGAUAGCAACGAUCAAUCUCAAAUACCUCCAAACGCAUCACACGGCCCCGAGAAGCUCUUUGCUAUAUGUGAAUCCCCGGCAUAUCCGUCUGCUGCAGAAACGUCUGGUGAAGGAAAGGGCGAGGUCCAUGCCCGUGUUUCGUCACAGGUCAAAGGCUUCUCAGAAGAUCCGAAAGUACGUUGCAUCUCAGACGCAACAACUCCUACUCCUGAACGCCGUUCGGAAACGGAACAAGAUGGGUGUAAGCGUCCUAAGCAGCAUCCGGAUGGUUACGCUUGGAGGUCGGGCAGAUCUGUGUCUGACUGGAGGUGUGGACUUCUAGAUCAGUCCUCAUCCCAAAAGUAUGUUGCUCCGCCGGCUAGGCGUUUCUCGCCUUCUACACUUGGGGAGGGGCCUAGUCUCAAGAUUUCGGAACAAAGCAAGAUCUAUACAUUCAAGCUUCCGCCUAUUGCACCGGUUCCUGGAUCGACCUCCCAAGACGUCAACGCGGCUCCAGAAGCGCAGGUGAAACAGUCCGUAUCAGAAGUGGAGUGGGAGGUGACGCAGAAUACUGACGCCACGGAUGUCAGAAACAACAACACUUUCGCUGCAGAUGUAUCUGCACCAGAAAUAACCAAGCUUACGGCAGUAGGCCAGUCAUCACCGGAUGUACACGCAUCCUUGUUUUUUCACGGAAGUUCACCACUGUGCAACAUCGACAAUGCCAAUACGGAUUUGUCUGAAGGCAAUUGCUUCGAACCGUCGAAGUCCCCGCCCCUGUCACUUUCCGACUCAAAUUGUGUACUUGAACAGAAGACACCAUCCGGUGCUCCAUCGAAUGACAAGGUUGAAACGCCUGACCUGCUUCCUGCUUCACAAAACAGCUCCUCGGUUCUGAUGGCUUCCCGAUUAAUGGACCAGGAAAACAUGUUGGACUGUAUUCCUCCUCCUCCUCCUACACUUUGGCUUAGUAAUCGAGUACUGUCUUCUCCUCAUCUUUCACCGGAAGUGGUGGCUAAGCCACGGUGGUCUCCUCCUAGUGCGAGAAUAGCCUCAUCCAUUCAUGAACAUAUUUUAACACGUCAAGAUUCAAUCGAUGUUACAGAUCAUUCGCAUCACCUGUCGCAGCCUCCUUCCAGCAGCUCUAACCCUGACAUUUUUUCCGCUCAGAACCAAUCUCCGAUAGCCUUUGUACAUGACUCAGCAUGCACGCCUAUCCAGGGUUAUCUCCACGAAAUACCUAGCGUUCAUUCAAAGUUGCACCGCCAUCCCCCUUAUUGUCAUCCUGGACUAACGCAGGAUUUGGUUGGUUCAUCUAGAUGGAUCGCAUGUCCGAACUUGGAUGGUGACGCUCAGUACCUGAUUAACCAAAGAAGAGUCUUUGACAUCACCACCCCGUCUCCACAGAGCCAUCGUGAGGCUGGACAUCUUCCCCAAGGAGAGUCUCCACUUGUCAACUCUUCGCUGUCACAGCGUUCUGGUUUCAUGUCGGGAAUCUCCUCCCGGCCAAUUGCGCCUUCGGGUCUUGCAUUCCGUACUCAAUAUCCCGCUGGAUCAAAUGCCUCUUUUCUUUCUGGUUGAAGAUAACUCGUUAGUCUGCAGUAUCCGAUUUCAAACCGAAUGUAAAGGCUCCUUGUUGAUUACCUGACGAAAUAUUUCCAAAGCUACCACAGGUUGAAGAGCGGGCUAAAGCAAAGUGGGAAUCAGAAGCGCGUCGCGAAGAACGAAAGGUGUCAUACAACUUCAUGGCUUCAUAAACACGUCUUUACAAAUGUAACGUAAGCCAACUGGAA